UCAGAUACACAGGCGGGUUGCAUCAAUAAUAACACUGGAAAGAGGAGUAACACUCGCAACAAUCUGGCAGGGGAGUGAGGUGAGUGCCAGAGCCUUUAUACCCUUACUGAUUAUGUGAUAGAGAGCUGCGAGGUCAUGUGACCAGGAGUGACACCGGAACAAAAACACUAAGACCGGAAACCUAAACAGUCCGACAAAAUAAAACAGGAAAUACAAAACGGCCCCAGGAACCAUACGAACUGCUUGUUUUUCAAGUAUCGCUUCCUUGUUUGAACUGACCUCACUGACCCUGAAACUCUGAUGCUUUCACGCUUGAUUCUUGGCCUGUGAUGCAGGUCUGGGUUUGUGUGGAAUCUGGAGGCUUGAGGUAACAUGAUCUUAUGUGGAACAAUUACGUGAGGGCGAUCAUGUGUUAUUGAUAUGGUGUCUCAGCCUUUCCUUUCCUGUCUGGAAGCUCAAAAGCGCCACCCCGAAAGUGUGAAGCACAUUUUUCCUCACAGUGUGGACACAGAGCAUCGAGACAGCACCAGUGACGCCUGCUGCCGUCUUGAAGUUGUGAAUAUUUUCUAGGAACGCAGCCGUUUUCGCCCUCACCGCGGUGCCACCGUCAUGACUUCUCUCCUGGUUCUGUCCAGACUCCAGAUUCUGGGUGCGGUGCUCGGCUCCAUCGGGUGGAUGGGAACCAUCAUCAGCUGUGGUUACCCCAUGUGGACGGUCAUUUUUUUUCUGGGGUGCGGUAUCAUAUCUCAUUCCCCCAUCUGGGAAGGCCUGUGGAUGAGCUGUGUGGUCCAGAGAACGGGUCAGAAGCAGUGUAAGGUUUACAGCUCCAUGCUGGAGCUGCCCCAACACCUGCAGGCCGCCAGAGCCAUGGUGGUGGUCUCUGUGGUCACAGGGGCGGUCGCCGUCCUCAUGGUCGCGAUCGGAGGGAAAUGCCCGUGCCUGGAGGACAAGGUUGUCAAAGCCAAAGUCAGCAUCGCGUCCGGUGUGACCUUCAUAGCAUCGGCCCUGCUGAUCAUAAUCCCAGUGUCAUGGACUGCUCACUCCGUGAUCAGAGACUUUUAUGACCCCCUGGUGUUAAAUUCUCUGAGUAGGGAGUUCGGGGCUUCUCUUUAUAUCGGAUGGGCGUCUGGAGCGCUGCUGCUGCUGGGAGGGAGCCUGCUCUGCCUAAGAUGCCUUCCAAACCAUGAGAGACCCUACAAGUUCACUACUUUCACUUCUAGCGCGAGUGAUGUGUGAGGGGUUCGGCCGCAGCCUCAGCAGAAUCAGGCUCUAAGGUUCAGUCACGUGUUGUUGCUAAAGCUGAAGGACGAAGGAAAAGGAAACUCAGUGACAUACUGUAUAACUGUAACUGUGUGGCUCUAUCAAAGGUGGUGCAUCUUCUAUUUGAAUCUUUUUUUUUCUCUGAUUUCUUGUUACCAAUAGUUUAAAUAUUAAAUACAGUAGAUUGAACAACUCAUCUGUGCUUUGCUUUGAUAUGUACGAAUUGAAAUGCUGACAUUUGGAAACGAGUCUGUUGAAUAAUUAUAAAAUAAUCAUUGCUCAA
Messenger RNA from Betta splendens (Siamese fighting fish), 1543 nucleotides. RefSeq names its product claudin-4-like. The transcript has a single exon. Bases 610 to 1236 code for a protein of 208 amino acids. The record is from RefSeq and is a predicted model, not a curated record. Gene Ontology annotation, cellular component: bicellular tight junction; plasma membrane. Gene Ontology annotation, molecular function: structural molecule activity. Gene Ontology annotation, biological process: bicellular tight junction assembly; cell adhesion. NCBI's taxonomy places the organism in Eukaryota, Metazoa, Chordata, Actinopteri, Anabantiformes, Osphronemidae.